This is a messenger RNA of Salvelinus sp. IW2-2015, 1391 nucleotides long. The record is from RefSeq and is a predicted model, not a curated record. Lineage: Eukaryota; Metazoa; Chordata; Actinopteri; Salmoniformes; Salmonidae.
AGAAGCUUAAUUUUGCGCCAGAGGGGGGAAACGCUAUGACUCACACGUGCGUGCGUAUAUAAGGGGAUAGGCGAUUCACGCACUAAUAAAUAAAUUAAAAAUGAAACAUUCUUGAGGGAAAAAAGGUCACUGGCACGCURCUGGAUGUAAUUUGUCUCGAUGUCGUUAUUCCGGUGUUGUUGGCUUUGAACUGUCUUGCGUCUCAGAACGUUGGGUGGAUAGAGAACUGUAAUUCGGUUGUUUGGUGGUAGUUUCUCUCGACACGACAACCUGUGCACCCGCAGACGAAACCGGUUGGAUAUUUCCGUUGAGAAUCUGAUAAGAGUCCCGGAGCGCACGGGAAUAACGGAGGACUAAUGGCCACGUCUGAACCGACAGCCACUGGCGGGGACCAGGACCCCAACUCUGCCAAUUUACGACCUUCAUCUACAAACUAUGACGCGUGGAUGCAAGGCUGCACGCGGAAACUGGGUUUGAAGAUCUGUGGGUUCCUGCAGAAGAACAACAGUCUUGGGGAGGAAGGCCGGCUCGCAGGCUCACUCUCAGAACGCCAGAAGRACCUGUACUCCUGUGACAACAGCGACCGGGAUGCCCGUUUCCGCCGCACUGAGACCGAUUUUUCCAACAUGUUCGCGAGAGACUUACUUCCCGCCAAAAACGGAGAAGAGGCGACUAUGCAGUUCUUGUUGGAACUUGUGGGCAUCCUCACCAACUACGUCAGGAAGACGUUUGACCGUUCCACCAAGGUUCUGGACUUCCACCACCCUCACCAGCUGCUCGAGGGCAUGGAGGGAUUCAACCUCGAGCUCUCUGACCAGCCAGAGUCCCUCGAGCAGAUCCUCGUGGACUGCAGGGACACGCUCAAGUACGGCGUGCGAACAGGUCAUCCACGGUUCUUCAACCAGCUGUCCACGGGGCUGGACAUCAUUGGGCUGGCUGGGGAGUGGCUCACCUCCACAGCCAACACCAACAUUCUGCUCGCUGGAGAGGGGGACGGCAUAUUCUCACCAGGGGGCGCCAUCUCUAACAUGUACAGUGUGAUGAUUGCUCGCUACAAGUACUUCCCAGAGGUCAAGACCAAGGGCAUGUCUGCCGCUCCCCGCCUGGUGCUCUUCACAUCAGAACAUAGCCACUACUCUAUCAAGAAGGCCGGGGCAGCUCUGGGCUUUGGCUCUGAGAACGUGGUCCUGCUGAGCACAGAUGAGAGGGGGAGAGUUAUUCCUGCUGAUCUAGAAGCUAAGAUCCUCGAUGUCAAGCAGAAGGGUUACCAUCCUCUGUUUGUGAAUGCUACAGCUGGUUCUACAGUCUACGGAGCAUUUGACCCCAUCAAUGAGAUCGCUGACAUCUGUGAAAAAUACGACAUGUGGCUGCACGUAGACAUAGACAGAUGA